CUCACAAACACUGUCAUUAUCAAUCAACCCCUUUCAUUUCAUGUGUCCUGAAAGUUCGCCUUUCUCUCAAGCAAACUUUUUGAAAUUCUACUCUAAAUUCUACUACUUACUUUUAUACAUACUAAAUUCUGCUCUGUACUUUCUGCUACUACUUAUAUAUCAAUUUGUACAUAAAGAGAAUUCAUAUAUACACAUACAGAGAAGCGAGAAAGUUGAAUCACUUUAACGAGCUCCAUUUAUUACGAUUAUUUCAAGUUCUGGGAUAUUUAAAGAUUAAUCAGUUGAGUUGAUUUGAUAGACACUACUUUUGAGCUUAAUGAGUUGCAAGUUCUGGCCUUUGACAUGGUAAUUUUAGUUGGUUGGAAUUGUGGAGGUUGAGAAUUUGUUGGUAGAACAUUAGUUUGGUACUCAAGGCGGUUACAAUGUAUCGGUUAUUUGGGUUAGGAGGAGGUUGUGCUGUUAGUUUAAUGGGGAUUUUACUGUGUUCUUUUUUAAGUUGUCGAUCAGAGGGGUUGAAUGCUGAAGGAAUGCACUUGUUGGAGUUAAAGAAAGGACUUCGAGAUGAGUUUAAUCAUCUUGGGAACUGGAAUUCGAGUGAUCAGACUCCUUGUUUAUGGAGUGGUGUGAGUUGCACAAGCGAUGUUGAUCCUGUGGUGUAUUCUCUUCAACUAAGGGGUAUGAAUCUUUCAGGACACUUAAGCUCUAGUAUUGGAGGUUUGGUUUUCUUAACUUACCUUGAUAUCUCUCACAAUGCAUUCAGUGGAACUAUUCCAAAGGAGAUAGGAAAUUGCUCAAGGUUAGGAACUCUUUACUUGAAUAAUAAUCAAUUUGAAGGGCAGAUUCCACCUGGAAUUUGUAAGCUACCCUUGUUGACAUACUUGAACUUGUGCAAUAACAAGAUCACCGGUCCUAUUCCUGAAGAAAUCGGGAAUCUAUCUUCGUUGUCUGAGUUGGUUGCAUACUCCAACAAGCUAAGUGGUACAUUGCCUCGUUCUUUUGGAAAGCUUAGGAGUUUGAGAAUAUUUAGGGCUGGACAAAAUGAAAUAUCUGGAGAGUUGCCGGCAGAAAUAGCUGAUUGUCAUAAUUUGCAAUAUCUUGGUCUUGCUGAAAAUCGUUUAGAGGGUAAUCUACCUAAAGGACUAGGUAGGCUAAUAAAUUUGACUGAUAUCAUUCUUUGGGGUAAUGAUCUUUCUGGGUAUAUACCAGCAGAGCUUGUGAAUUGUAUGAAUCUCGUGACUCUUGCCCUGUACAGUAACAAUUUUUUUGGAGAGAUUCCGAAGGAGAUAUUUAACAUGAAAUCUUUGAGGAAGUUGUACUUAUAUAGAAACGCAUUAAAUGGUUCAAUUCCUAGGGAUAUAGGAAACCUUUCAAGGGCAUUAGAAAUUGAUUUUUCAGAAAAUUCUCUGAGCGGAGAAAUUCCUGUCGAGUUUAGUCGAAUAAAAAAUUUAUCUUUGCUUUAUCUGUUUCAGAAUCAGCUCACAGGUGUUAUACCAGACGAGUUUGGUAGCUUGAAGAGCUUGAGAAAGCUUGAUCUCUCUUUGAAUCACCUCACAGGCUCUAUUCCAUAUAGUUUUCAAUAUUUAACUAAUUUGGAACAGCUCCAGCUCUUUAACAAUUCUCUUACUGGUAGCAUUCCGCAGUGGCUUGGGGUCUACAAUCGACUUGGGGUAGUUGACUUUUCUUUUAAUAACUUGACUGGAAAAAUCCCUCCUCAUAUUUGUCGACGCUCAAAAUUAGAGACACUGAAUCUGGACUCUAAUCAGCUGUACGGGAAUAUUCCCGAAGGACUCUUACGUUGUCCAUCGUUGAGUCAACUUCGGCUGAAUCGGAAUAGACUAACUGGGAGUUUUCCUUCGGAGCUGUGCAAAUUGGAGAGAAUGUCUGCUAUUGAAUUAAGGCAGAACAAAUUCAGGGGUUCUAUACCAAUUGAAAUUGGAAAAUGCCAGAAACUGCAAAGACUUGAUCUUUCGGGCAAUUACUUCACAUCCCAGCUGCCAAAGGAAAUAGGUAAUUUGUAUAAAUUGGUAAUAUUCAAUAUUUCUUCAAAUUUUAUCACAGGACAGAUACCACCUGAAAUUCUUAACUGCAAGGCACUGCAACAGCUUGAUCUCAGCCAGAAUAAUUUUCAGGGUUCUAUACCAAAUGAGCUUGGCAGUCUAUCACAGAUGGAUCAUCUUAAGCUUUCUGAUAAUAAGUUAUCGGGUAAUAUACCAGCAGCAUUGGGAAAUCUCUCCCGUUUGUUGGAGUUGCAGAUGGGUGGAAAUUAUUUCUCUGGUGAAAUACCAAAUGAGUUGGGUUUUUUUACAUCAUUACAGAUUGCAUUGAAUUUAAGUUUUAACAAUCUUUCUGGCCGUAUACCAUUUGACUUGGGUAACCUUAUUAGGCUGGAAAACCUACUGCUCAACGACAACCAAUUGGCUGGUGAAAUUCCAAACACAUUGGGGAAUUUGUCAAGUUUAUUGGGAUGUAAUUUCUCCAACAAUAAUCUGUAUGGACCCCUGCCUCCCGUAUUAGUGUUCCAGAGCAUGGACAAGAAUAGCUUUCUUGGGAAUAAAGGACUAUGCGGUGGUCCAUUAGGUGAUUGCAACCGCGAACCAUCUGUUGAUUCAGUUCCACCUUCUCUGCAAAGUAAAAGUGGUCGUCAAAGGAAAAUUGCUAUUGGUUCUGCUGUAGUAGGUGGAGUUUCACUUAUUCUCAUCAUAGUCAUCAUAUGUAUCAUGAUGCGGCAACCAGUUGAGAAAAAUUCUGCCAUCCAGGAUAAAGAUAUAUCAGCACCAGUCUCUGAUAUAUAUUUUCCUCCAAAAGAGGGGUUCACAUUUCAGGAUCUUGUUGAUGCAACAAACAACUUUGAUGAUAGUUAUGUCAUUGGAAAGGGAGCUGCUGGGACAGUUUAUAAGGCAGUUAUGCAGUCUGGACAAACAAUUGCAGUUAAGAAACUUGCAUCUAACAGAGAAGGAAAUGAUAUCGAUAAUGGUUUCCGAGCCGAAAUUAGAACAUUGGGAAAAAUUAGGCAUCGUAACAUUGUGGAGCUAUAUGGGUUUUUCUAUCACCAGGGUUCCAAUUUGCUUCUCUAUGAGUACCUUGCAAGGGGUAGCUUGGGAGAAUUACUUCACGGAUCAUCUUGCAACUUGGAAUGGCCGAUACGCUUCACAAUUUCUCUUGGGGCCGCUCAAGGUCUUUCAUAUUUACAUCAUGACUGCAAGCACAGGAUUAUUCACCGUGAUAUAAAAUCGAAUAACAUAUUACUUGAUCAUGACUUUGAAGCUCAUGUUGGUGACUUUGGUUUGGCAAAGGUUAUUGAUAUGCCUCAGUCGAAGUCCAUGUCUGCUGUUGCAGGAUCAUAUGGAUACAUUGCCCCUGAAUAUGCGUACACCAUGAGGGUUACAGAGAAAUGCGAUAUCUAUAGCUAUGGGGUUGUGCUACUAGAGUUGUUAACAGGGAAAACUCCUGUACAACCAUUGGAUGAUGGUGGUGAUCUUGUUACAUGUGUGAGGAAAUACAUCCAAGAACAUUCAUUCACAUCUGGCAUACUUGAUAGCAGAUUGAAUUUGGAAGAUGAGCAAAUUGUAAAUCACAUGCUUACUGUUUUAAAGAUUGCUAUAAGGUGCACGAACAUGAAACCCAAUGAUCGUCCAUCGAUGAGAGAGGUUGUUCAGAUGCUGAUUGAUUCUAAUAAGCGUGAAGGCAAUGUAAUCCCACCUCCGGUUUAUGAUUCUCUUUUAAAAGACAAUGCUCCUUUGGAAGACGACAACGCCUUGUGAAUGUACAUAUUGCUUCUCUCUCAUUGCUUUGACGUAAAUUAUGAUAUCAAUCUAUAUGUCUAGCUCUAGAUCAUCUUGAAUAUUCCAUUGAAAAUUGCAUCCCUACAUGUUUACAAAAAAUUGUAAUGUCCCCAACCUGAUUUUUGGGUCAGGGAAAGCAAUGCCAAAAGGCACCUUAAUUUCAUAAAAAGGAUAAAUAUGACAUGACUCAGUUUUGUUGCAA
This is a messenger RNA of Daucus carota subsp. sativus, 3984 nucleotides long. Its product is annotated as probable leucine-rich repeat receptor-like protein kinase At5g63930. The coding region runs from base 423 to 3761 and encodes 1112 amino acids. The transcript has 3 exons. Gene Ontology annotation, biological process: protein phosphorylation. Gene Ontology annotation, molecular function: protein kinase activity; ATP binding; protein binding. The record is from RefSeq and is a predicted model, not a curated record. NCBI's taxonomy places the organism in Eukaryota, Viridiplantae, Streptophyta, Magnoliopsida, Apiales, Apiaceae.